Messenger RNA from Dermatophagoides farinae (American house dust mite), 1019 nucleotides. It is a transcript of the gene Tango11, whose product is annotated as transport and golgi organization 11. NCBI's taxonomy places the organism in Eukaryota, Metazoa, Arthropoda, Arachnida, Sarcoptiformes, Pyroglyphidae. The record is from RefSeq and is a predicted model, not a curated record.
AUUUGGUUCAAUUUAGUUCUUUCGUUCGUUGGCUUAUAGCCGAAUAGGUCACUCAUGCAUGCAUGUGUUUUGUGUUUUUUAAUUUCAAAAUUAAAUUUGUUUGAAACACCAUAGCUGGGAAAAACCACCAGAUUUGUUUGUUUAUACUUUUUUUUCAUUUUAAACCAUUAAAACAUCAAAAUAACAACGACGAAUGUCAUCAUCAACAGCAUUCAAAAGUCCUGAAGAGAUGGUCGAAAGUCCAUACUAUGAUACAGAUUAUUCUAUCGAUAUAAAUAAAAAAAUGACUGUACCAAACAAAAUUAAAGCAGUAGAAGGAUCCUAUAAUGAAUUGCUUGAUGAUCCAGCCAUUUUAGCCUUUCAUGAUUCAGAAGAUAAAGCUAAAAUGAUGCAAGUACCAGAAUGUAUUCGUGUUGCAGGAGGCGAAAGUCAUAUCACAACUUCUCGGGAACCACCAUUAGAAAUUAAAUUGGAAGAUAAAUUGUUUGGUAAAUCAAACCACGAUGAAUCAUUAUUACAGCUGACUACACCGCCAAGAACACUUCGUUAUGAAGAUGCUGCACCAAUUUAUGCUGAACCUAUCAAACAAUUGGAUAAAGCUUUAAAUUCAUCAUCCAUACAAUCAUCAAAAAUGAAUAAAUCAAUGAUGGACAAUACGAUGGUAUCUCGAAUGAAUGAUUCUACCAUAAUUGAAUAUGAUGAUGUUGAUCCACAAUUAUCAUCACAGAAUUUUAUUCAUCUACGUCGCCGUGUACUUCAACUAUCACAUCGAAUCGAUGCACUGGAAAUUGAUAAUCGUCAUCGUAAUAAACGAGAUCUCAUCGUUUAUGCUAUUGGUGCAUUAUAUUUAUUGUUUCGUGGUUUAAGUUGGUUUGCAUCCAAUGGUGGUGGCGGUAGCCGUCGUGGAUUUACAUUUUAACCAAUGACGAUAAUAAUCUAUCCAAUUUAUUGGAAUGAAUGAAUUAGAUUUUUAAUCGAAAUCAUCAUAAACAGUAAUAGUUUUGAUGUAAAUAUAUCUA